AUUGGGUAAAAGUUUUGACUCAAAAAAAACAAAAAAAACACAUUCUUCUUCCUUCUCAUUUCUUCGUGUUCCGACAGAGACUCCAAUUGGAAUCGAAAAACAAACUCGGUUCUUUUGAUUUGGAGAAGUUUCUGUUCCCGAUUCCUCCGCCGAUCACAAUCACGGCGAGUCCUCAUCCUUCUGAUUCCGGUGGUGAUGGUUCGAACUCGAAGUCUUCUUCCGACGACGAGUUUGUUAGCUUGGACUCUUCCACUUCUGGCUUCUGUUCUUCUUCCGGUAAGUUUUUUGAUCUUAUGCAAUUUUUGGUACUUAAUCUUAUUUCAAGAAAUUGAAGCUCAAGAUUGUUUGAUUGAUUGGGAAAAUUUGCAUAAAUGUAGGAUUGGAUAAAUUUGUAAGUGUUGUUAGGUUCUGCAUUUUGCAAUAGAUCGUUGAUUGAGAAGCUGUUAAAAAUCAUUAGAUGAUGUGGUCUUCAAGUUUUUUUUGAAAAAGAUCAGAUCCGUUUCGUUGAAAAAGAUGCAAAAUUCUGUUCAGUUGUAUGUGCGAGUGAGCUUCAUUUUUAAAAAGUUUUUGAUUCUCUCUAGUUAACUUAAAAGUAUCGACAUGGGUUAUUGAUUCAAUCACGUAAUGAUUCUCAUACAAUACAUUCUGUAUUUUAUCAUGUAAUGAUUCAAUCACGUAAUGAUUCUGUAGUUAACAUAAUGCAAGGUACAAAGGUGGUUGUUGUCAGUUUCAGUUUCAGUUUCAGGAAAUGGAUUCUCUUGUGUUGCCGUUGUUUUUACGCAGGAGUGACAAACACUUGGUCAGAUUGAGAUUUAUGGCAUUGGUUCUGAUGUUGAGAUGCUUAGAGAAGCUGUUUUGAAGAAUGGAGGUGGGUGGCACGGGCAUGGGUGGGUUGGUGAUGGAAAAUGGAUUGUAAAGAAAGGUAAUGUUAGCUCAACAGGAAGAUGUUUGAGCUGCAGUGAGCAGUUAGCUUGUGUAGAUACCAAUGAGGUAGAAACACAGAAGUUUGUGGAUUCUUUGGUGGCUUUGGCUAUGGAAAGGAAGGCAAAAAUGAAUUCAUGUGAGUCAGAUGUGGUCUUCAGCGAGUUUCAGGACUGGCUUGAGAAACAUGGAGAUUACGAAGCUAUAGUAGAUGGAGCAAAUAUUGGGCUCUACCAACAAAAUUUUGUAGAUGGCAGUUUCAGUCUUUCACAGGUUCUCCCAUCUAUUUUAUGUAUAAAAAUAUCAACAAAUUUUCUUUUUUUUCAUUUUUUUUUUUGUUUUAGAAACCCACUUAAGUAUUCCACCAAUGGACCACCAAAUCUUUAAAAACUCUAAAAAAAUCUCUAAACUACAAAACUAUCCAAAUUUAUUAAUAAAAAAUACAUAGAAACUUUAUUUAGAAACUAAUCACUGGACUUGCUCUUAGUCCCAUGAUUUUAGAGAGACUAGCCUUUGAGGUUAAUGUGGGAAACUUUUGUUCCUAUAGCAGUUCCUUAUGUUCGAAUGUCAUGUAUCAUAUCAUAUGAUUGGUUUAUUCAUUCCAAAGAAUGAUUUCGUGAGGUUUUGUUUUUGUAUCAAAAUAUUGAUUUUCCGUGGUAUAUUUAACGCAUUUUUAUUUUCAAGAUCA
This is a messenger RNA of Arabidopsis thaliana (thale cress), 1609 nucleotides long. RefSeq names its product antiporter/ drug transporter. Bases 838 to 1308 code for a protein of 156 amino acids. The record is from RefSeq and is marked reviewed. The transcript is spliced from 2 exons. Lineage: Eukaryota; Viridiplantae; Streptophyta; Magnoliopsida; Brassicales; Brassicaceae. Gene Ontology annotation, molecular function: ribonuclease P activity.